Messenger RNA from Haliotis rufescens (red abalone), 6972 nucleotides. Its product is annotated as serine/threonine-protein phosphatase 6 regulatory ankyrin repeat subunit B-like. Lineage: Eukaryota; Metazoa; Mollusca; Gastropoda; Lepetellida; Haliotidae. The coding region runs from base 62 to 4105 and encodes 1347 amino acids. The record is from RefSeq and is a predicted model, not a curated record. The transcript has 4 exons. Gene Ontology annotation, molecular function: protein binding.
AUAGCCCAACCACACCCGUCAGCGAGAAGAACACAGUGCACGUGGAAUAGCUUAACUUGUGAUGUCCAGUACAGACGAGGAAAAUGAACACCAUCUGGUCAUGGCCACUUCCGGUGAGCAGUCUGUGGGUCACGUGGCCACUUCCGGUGAGCAGUCUGUGGGUCGUGUGGCCAUUUCCGGUGAACAGUCUGAAGGACAUAUGGCCACUUAUGGUGAGCACUCUGUAGGUCACGUGGCCACUACCGGUGAACAGUCUGAAGGACAUAUUGCCACUAAUGGUGACCAUCCUUCAGGGGUCUCCCAGGUGGCCAACACUCUGAACAUCAUCACUGGACAGGCCGGACAAGGAACACUUGGGAGAGGUACGCUUGAUUUGCGCACAGAUGAAGCGAAGAAGGUUUUUCUUCCAACUAAACCCUACAAAGACAUGAAACGAAAAUUGAAGGAAUUUGGACAUGUGACCAUCUGCGGGGCUUCAGGAGAAGGCAAGACAACGAUGGCUCUUGUGUUAGGGUCACAGUAUAGAUGCAAAGGCUAUGAGGUCGUGUUUGUGGACAACAUUGAGAAGUUUGACUUAGACCACUGUCUUAGUAGACACCCCAGAGUAUUCCUCAUAGUAGAUGACAUGUUUGGUACUGUUGGAUUAUCUGCGAAUACGACACAGGUGAAAUCCUUUCUAAACAACCUUCUUCCUCAUCUAGAACAAAAGCGGACAGCACAAACAUUGCAGCCAGAAAUGCAUGAAAGCACUGCUGCUGUUGAUAAAUCCAGAAAGAAAGUGCAGAGUCAACCAGAAUGUCAAACAAAGGAUAUUCGUGUGAUCUUCACAUCAAAGUCGUACAACUUCCAUGAUGGACUUGCAAAACUGCAGUAUGAGGGUUUCAAACUGUUUAAAGGUCAAACUGUAAUGGAUUUAACCACACAAGAUAAAUACUGGCUUUCUGACAAAGAGAAGAAGAAAAUAUUUGAACGACAUAGGAAUGCUCUUGGUGACUGCUCCAUGCAACAUAUACCUGAUUACAGUGAGCUGGAAAUCUGUUCAAAUGUCUUUGGAUUUCCUCUUAUUUGUAAACUUUGUUUUGAAUUUUCAUCUUUCUACAAAAAUGCAAAAUCUUUUUUCAAGGAACCUCUGUUUUAUCUCAGGCUAGAACUAAAGCAUUUGCUUGAAGAAAGAAAUGACCGAUCAGCCAUUCUUGUUCUGAUGCUACUGUGUGAAGACAAAUUGGACCUGACCAAGUUAGACAGUGAAGGUGAGGAUAAGGAAAUGGACAGCCUGGUCAAAACUGUUUUACAGCUGAUGUCUGACGCUACACGUUCAGGCAUGUACAAAGCAGCUAAAGGUUUGAGAGGUACAUUCUUCACAAGAGGAGACACUGUUGGAUUUGCUCAUUCUUCAAUCUAUGAUGCUUGUGCCUGUGCCUUGUACAAUAUCAGUCCAAUCUUUGUUUUGAAGCACUGCAGUGAUGACUUUCUGUUUGAAAGGGUGCAAGGUGAAAAGGUUGAAGAAACCAAAGUUGAUGAUUAUCUCCAUUUGAUAUAUGUCUCAGAGAAUUAUGAUAAUGUACUUACCACAAGGUUUGCACAGUCUAUCAAACAAGGACAGUUUUCUAAAUCAGUGUCACAUCCAAUUCUCAAACAAGACGCCACAGUUUUCAAGCUGCUCAACAAACUUCAGUGUGAUCGGACAAAACAGCUUCAUCAGCAUAAUCAAACUGAUUCUGAGGAAGAACCUUGGUUUCACAAGAAAGAGAAAGGACUAUGUUUUCUGUACUGGGCAGUUCUUGGACAUAAUGCACGUCUAGUUACAGAUAUGGAACACACAACUGGAGAAGAGUUCACCCAAGGAGAGAUCAGUGAGGCCAUGGAAGGAUGUGCACAAAGCAACAACGUGACAGCAUUGAAAUGGCUGUUCAGCAGGAGUGAGAAACAUGACCAUCAGUUGACACUGAACAGACUUUUGUUGGUAGCUGCUGUAAAUGGCAACUCUGACAUACUAGUGUAUCUGCUGCAGGAAGGCGCUGAUAUUAACACAAGUGACAAAAACAUGCAAAACAUCUUCCAUCUUGUCAGUAAAUCUGGAAUAGAAAAAACCCUGAAAGUCCUGUUAACCAGGAAACCUGGGAAUAAUGUUAUAAACUCUGUUGAUGUGAAUGGCAGGACCCCUGUCAUGGUUGCAGCACACACAGGAUCAGAGGGAUGUUUUAAGUUACUGCAGACAAUAUCAAACUUGAAUUUGAAAGACAAAUAUAGCUUCGAAAUCAUUCAUCUUGCCUGCAUUGGUGGUACCAAGGCUAUAGUACAACAUGUCCUGUCUCCUUCUAACAUCAACAGUAGAGGGAGGCAUGGAUGCACACCAGUAAUGGUGGCAGCUGUCAGUGGACAUCAAAGUGUGUUUGACCUCCUUGUGUCCAACCAAGCUUACCUCACACUGGUGGAUACAGAUGAUAAUAGUUUACUUCAUCUUGCCUGUCGUGGUGGAAACACUGCUAUAGUACAACAUGUCCUGUCUCCUUCUAACAUCAACAGUAGAGGGGGGCAUGGAUACACACCAGUAAUGGUGGCAGCUGUCAGUGGACAUCAAAGUGUGUUUGAUCUCCUUGUGUCCAACCAAGCUGACCUCACACUGGUGGAUACAGAUGGUAAUAGUUUACUUCAUCUUGCCUGUCUUGGUGGAAACACUGCUAUAGUACAACAUGUUCUGUCUCCUAAUAUCAACAGUAGAGGGAUAAAUGGAUACACACCAGUAAUGGUGGCAGCUUUCAAUGGACAUCAAAGUGUGUUUGAUCUCCUUGUGUCCAACCAAGCUGACCUCACACUGGUGGAUACACAUGGUAAUAGGUUACUUCAUCUUGCCUGUCGUGGUGGAAACACUGCUAUAGUACAACAUGUUCUGUCUCCUUCUAACAUCAACAGUAGAGGCAGACAUGGAUACACACCAGUUAUGGUGGCAGCUGUCAGUGGACAUCAAAGUGUGUUUGAUCUCCUUGUGUCCAACCAAGCUGACCUCACACUGUUGGAUACAGAUGGUAAUAGUUUACUUGAUCAUGCCUCUCAGGGUGGGGACACUGCUAUAGUACAACAUGUCCUGUCUCCAUCUAACAUCAACAGUAGAUGCACACAUGGAUACACACCAGUAAUGGUGGCAGCUGUCAGUGGACAUCAAAGUGUGUUUGACCUCCUUGUGUCUAACCAAGCUGACCUCACACUGGUGGAUACAGAUGGUGAUAGUUUACUUCAUCUUGCCUGUGAGGGUGGAAACACUGCUAUAGUACAACAUGUCCUGUCUCCUUCUAACAUCAACAGUAGGGGGACGUAUGGAUUGACACCAGUAAUGGUGGCAGCUUUCAAUGGACAUCAAAGUGUGUUUGACCUCCUUGUGUCCAACCAAGCUGACCUCACAUUGGUGGACAAAGAUGGUAAGAGUUUACUUCAUAUUGCCUGUCGUGGUGGAAACACUGCUAUAGUACAACAUGUUCUGUCUCCUUCUAACAUCAACAGUAGAGGGACGCAUGGAUACACACCAGUAAUGGUGGCAGCUGUCCAUGGACAUCAAAGUGUGUUUGAUCUCCUUGUGUCCAACCAAGCUGACCUCACACUGGUGGAUACAGAUGGUUAUAGUUUACUUCAUAUUGCCUGUCAGGGUGGGAACACUGCUAUAGUACAACAUGUCCUGUCUCCUUCUAACAUCAACAUCAGAGGCAGACAUAGAUUGACACCAGUAAUGGUGGCAGCUGUCAGUGGACAUCAAAGUGUGUUUGACCUCCUUGUGUCCAACCAAGCUGACCUCACACUGGUGGAUACAGAUUGUAAUAGUUUACUUUAUCAUGCCUGUUAUGGUGGAAACACUGCUAUAGUGCAACAUGUUCUGUCUCCUAAAAUCAACAUUCGAGGGACGCAUGGAUGCACACCAGUAAUGGUGGCAGCUGUCAGAGGACAUCAAAGUGUGUUUGAGCUCCUAAUGUCCAACAAAGCUGACCUCACACUGGUGGAUACAGAUGGUCAUAGUUUACUUCAUCUUGCCUGUCGUGGUGGAAACACUGCUAUAAUACUACAUGUCCUGUCAUGGAUACACACCAGUAAUGAAGGCUGUAUUCCAUGGACAUAAAGAUGUGGUCGACCUCCUUGUGCAGCACAAAGCUGACCUCACACUUCUAACAGACAGUAAUGAGGACAUUGAAUGUGUAGCUCAUAUGGGUUGACACCCAACACUUACCAGUUAUCUUCAAACUGUGAACCAUCCACACUGAUUAAAUAUCGUCCUAUCAAACAAAUCCACAGGACUGUUCUUUCCCAUGCUAUACGUGCACCUUCAAGUGCGGAUACACCGGUACGGAAAAGGAAAGAUGCAGAGCCUUUUAAAGAAAUAAAUGCUUUCACAGGAUUCAGGAAACAAUGUGCAUUUGAAAGACAACAAUUAUGCAAUCGUUUCCAUGACUGAGUAGCGAAGCAAAUCAAACUGGCUAAUGAAAAUCAAGGGCGGGUAAUUUGUGAUCACGAGUUUUGUGUUUUGGGGACAGGUGGUAAAGACACUGCAAGUGACAACAGAUCACGUUGACAAUAUGAUGAAGCAGAAUAGUUUGUUUCUGGAAAAUGACAUAUCGCAGGUGACUCAAAAACCUACACUUUUUAUUGUAUGGCAGGUUGUAAAUCUGAACAGAAUUGAAAUGACCUAAUAGAUAUGACUUUAAUGAGAUUACCAUUAUUGAUAUGUUGGCUGUAGGAGCAAAGUUUGUAACAUUUCCUAUUUAAAUUAGGCCGGUCAGGGUGCUGCUUAAUAUAUUUGCUUGGUUUUGAGGUUCGAGUCGCAAUUAGCUUUCUUGACACGCACUUUUGACAGGUAUUACAGACUUCAUAGCUUUAUACCCCUAGGAUGUUUUUACAUAUGAUUAGAUGACAUGAGAGGUUCAAAAAGCCUGUGUAUUUGAGUAUUUAUUAAUGGAAUUUCAUGUAUCUUAGUACAUGUGAUCUCUGAGGCGGGGGUCUCGAUCACAUUAACUUUUGGUGACCUACAUAUAAGGUGACCUCCAUAUAAGGUCAAGGUCACUAGAGGUCAAAUAAUGAAACAUGGUUCAAAUGUCUUGAAAUUUUGUAUAAACUCAUGAAAAAUCAAGGUUUAUAUAAUCAGUUAAGAUGGACUUUAUAACUCUGAACAAUAAACUCUCAUCAUACUCUGCAGCUAUGAUGCCUCUGAUGUAGUCAACAAUGUUUGUCCAUCAAAAUGACACCAUGAACAGGCCGUCUGGCUCAAAGGUCUGUCUCACAUAGGCGGUUCCUCGCCAUUUGGACUUAAUUCUUAAUCAAGCCUGGUACGGUGGAUGCUGGAGGUUGCCAUUGUGAACCUUUGCCAAAGUUGACAUACCCGAAUGUUGCGGUCUUGGGCUGUGGGGGUCAUCGUCCAGAUAAAGAGGUCACGUAAACGAAAACCCUGCACUUUCGUGGACCUUGUGUUCAUGUUUAACAUGCAGAUCACACACAUACAUGGUCACAUGGUUUGCGUUUUGGAGAAUUUGCAUGUUUGUAGUCUGUAUUUUGCCUUAAGGCAUCUGUAACAAUAGUGUUAUGUUUGGAUCACCAAAUACCUGUAUAUUCAUGAUUCAUGUGCGAUAUGGCUGAAAUAUUGCCGAUGUGACUUAAAAUUAACUCACUCACUCACUCACUCAUGAUUCAUGUAUCACAAUGUGUAAAAGUCCGACAUUGUAGCAGUUGUUGGUUGAAGUCAUUAGCACAUUUCAUUUUGUCUGUGUCUUUAAUCAAGGAAUUGUACUUUCAUUAAAAAUGUGUGUUCACAAUGUAUCUUGAACAUUUAUAUGUAAAUAGAACUUGACAAGACUUUAUUAACACAUCUUGAUCGUUCAUGGUUAAGAUUGAAGGUCAAGGUUAAUAAACCAGAUGUGCUUGUGAUGUAAGGCAGCUAGAGGCAUAGGACUUUCAAGAUUUCAAGGUUGUACUGCAUUGCAUGUGUUUUCCCAUAGUGAAGUUAUGUUAUAAAACAGAAGUGCUUAGACCUUGGUUAUUAUGGUAGAGUAGCAUGGGACUUUCUGUUUCAAAGUUGUACUGUACUGGGCAUGUGUGCAGUCAGUGCCUUAACUGAUGUCACUAUCAAAGUGGCAGGUUAUUAUGAUUUAAAGAUCUAUAAAGGUAUAUUUGAAAAAGUCUAACAAUAUCUGUACAUCUUGUAACCUUAAUGUUGUAGAAAAUGAGUAUCAUUUUAUGCUUGUGUGUAAACUUCUUCAAUUAAGAAACAAGUAUAUUCCAAAGAAGUUUACAUCUUACCUCAAAUAUUACUUUAUUACAAAAUAUUGCAUUGUACAUACACCAUGCAUUGUUAGUCAGAGGAAACACGCAUACCCUGUAAAUACGUGGAACUAUGGGCCUAUGGCCUUUCAGUUUGCAAUGAAAAAACAAUUUGAAUGUGUGCAGUCAGUGCCUUAACUGAAGUCACUAUAAAGUGAUUCACCAUAUAUGUUUUUGUUGGGAAAGUUCUGGGGCUUCAUGAAGAGGUUUGCAUGUAAUGCAAACACCUUUCCCGCUCAGCAUGUAUAAUCUGUAAUAUAUUCACUUGUAAAAUAAUUAUAUUUUUAAAUGAUUGAUUGAUGCAAUUAAUAUGAACAAGUUUCCUUUCAAGUUGUGUUAUGUUUACUUUUCAACGCUGGAAUAUGUGUGUCAUGACAUGUAAACUAUUUCUUGUGUGUAAGAGUAUUGUAUUAAUGCUUUUGUUUUCAAAAUGCUUGUAGCAUCUUGACAUUAAAUUAUUUAACUCAUGUUCACUUCUCAACAUCAAAAGCAUUCAUCAACAUGACAAAGAAUAAACUAAGUCAAAUCUCUCGGAAUCUGUGAUCAAACAACCAGUUAUUGAACAUGUUCAAGCAGGUUGAAUCAGAAUAUGUUGUCUGUGCAUCACUGUCAAUGUGUGUACAUCGUUCAAUUGUUUGCAUACAGAGUUUGUCAUAAUAAAUACUACUUGGCCAUGAA